AUGUCUGCAUCUUCUGUGCAAACUCUGUCAUCCGGCAAGAAAUCCGACAGUGAACCACCAUCUUUGUCACUCAGUUUCAUUGAUGAUUUGAAUCCGUCUAAAGAUAUGUGGAAUCUCAAGUGUAUAAUCAUCCAGAAAUGGGUUCAGUCCUUUCGGAUGGAUCUGAUCUUGCUCGAUGAGAAGGGCCGUAAGAUUCAGGCAGGGAUUAAGGCUCCAUUAAUACCUGUGUUUAUCUCACAGCUUCAUGAGGAUGAAGUUGUUAUUCUCUCCAGAUUUGGUGUUGGAGAAAACACUGAUGUUUACAAAGUUAUUAACCAUGGUUACAAGAUUAACUUUUACCGAUGUACGGUUGUUACACGUGCGAAUGGUUGGCAAGGUGUUGAUUACGGAUUUAAUUUCAUCGCACAUUCACACAUUCUUAAUGGAGAUGGAAAGGAUCUGCUCACAUGCGGUAUGAGUGUUUCUGAUAAUCUGAUAUAUGUUUUGCCUCCCUUUUCAAUGUCACUAAUUUCUGUUGCUAUGUUUACCAUUUUUGAUGUUGCUGGAAUUGUUGUCUCGUGUGGAGAUAUGGAAAUCUUUCCUAAUGAAAGAAAAAAGAUGAAUUUGGAUCUUCAAGAUGUCCAGGGAGAGGUAGUCCGUUGUCAAUAUACUGUUCAGAGUGAUAAGUUUGGAAGUCGUCUAUUUCUCAACCAAGAAAUUGAUGAGAUUAAUGAACUUCGUAAGAGUCUUUUAGUGAAACAAUUUGAAGCUGGUGCUUCUUCUUCUCAAACCAUUCUUUCAUCUCAGAGUGUAUUUCCAGUCCAUCAAGAAUUUCUAAUUGAGACUCCUAAGAGACAUGUUGAUGAAAUUAUUGAGAUUGAUAGUGGAAUGUCAUGUGUGGUAGUUGCAACGAUCAAAAUUGUUCAACAAAACUAUGGAUGGUUUUAUCCGGCAUGUCGAGACUGUAACAAGAAGGUGUUGACCAAAAUUGAGUACUUACAAUAUGCUAAAACCAUUUCUGAUGAGGUCAUGAAUCUGUCACCUGCUUCAUUGGUUUGUCUGAAAUGCGAUAAAGAAUGCACAUCGAUAACCAUAAAGUUCAAAGUACAUCUGAGAGUGCAAGAUGAAACUGGCAGCGUUUCUUUUGUGAUGUUUGAUAAAGAUGUAAUGAAGCUUAUUGGUUCAACUGCGAAUGAUAUAAGGGAACGCCAAGUGAAGCUCGAUGAUACUGAAACUUUUCCCCAUGAAAUAUCAUGGUUGGUUGAAAAGAAGUUGGCGUUUAAAAUUGAAGUUUCUGAUUACAACCUUAACCAUGACUACCACGUCUACACUAUCCAAAAAGUAUGUGAUGAUCCGGACAUAAUUGCUGAAUUGGUUGGUGGUAAUGGAAAUGCUCUUGAGGUUGCUGAUGAGGUGUUUAGUCAAGAAGGUUCAGAAAUUAAAGUUGUUCAAUUAUCUGAAUCCUCACAGAUGGCCGGUGCUGAUAUUUCAAAGGAUGUUGUAUCUGUUAUGGCCGACUCUUCCGUUGUCGAAGCCGAGAAGGAUUCGGCCACCAGUCCUAAUAGUAAACGUUUGUUGCAGGAUGUGGAAGAUUUGGUUCUUAAAGAGGAAGAGAUUGAAAACAUUUGCUUGGCACAUAUCGAAAAACUGUUACUUGGUUAUGGAAGUACGUUAAGCAACUUUACUGACAUGCCAAAUGUUCCUGACAACUACACUUCAGGAUUGAACAAUCAAUUGAUAAUGAAGGAACUUUCGUAUGAUCGGGCUAUCUUAAAAAAGGAACUUGCAGCUUCCCUAAAAUCUUUAACUGAUGAACAGCUAAAAGUGUAUCAAACCGUCAUGAAUGCAGUUGUUAAAGGAAGUGGAGGAGUUUUCUUUCUAUAUGGUUAUGGUGGAACUAGUAAAACAUUUCUGUGGAAAACAUUUGCAGUUGCGUUACGUUCCAAUGGUGAAGUUGUGUUGAAUGUUGCAUCCAGUGGUAUUGCAUGA
Helianthus annuus (common sunflower) is the source of this 1968-nucleotide messenger RNA. Its product is annotated as replication protein A 70 kDa DNA-binding subunit B-like. Gene Ontology annotation, molecular function: DNA helicase activity. The record is from RefSeq and is a predicted model, not a curated record. Lineage: Eukaryota; Viridiplantae; Streptophyta; Magnoliopsida; Asterales; Asteraceae. The transcript is spliced from 10 exons. Bases 1 to 1968 code for a protein of 655 amino acids. Gene Ontology annotation, biological process: telomere maintenance; DNA repair.